AUGACACUGCAGACCGCACAAGACCAGGAAACCGAACAAACUAUAGUACAUAACCUCUCCUCAAAACAACUUACUGUGACCCAAACAAAAGUUCUACAACGUGGAUCUGGUUUUAACACAACUGACGCCGACCCGGUCACCUUCAUUGCUUCUUUCGAAUCAGUGCUUCGUCAAACCGGCGCCACAGACGAGGUAAAGGACCUCCUUCGACAUCAAGUCUCUUCACUUCUCAUGUCGCACCGGAAAACCCAUUCCCCGCUAAGAGAUGAACAAAAGGCCCUAAGGGAGCUGGAAGCGGACACCGAAAUAGUUAUUAAGCCUGCUGACAAAGGCCGGUCAACCGUCAUCCUCGACAAGGUGGACUACCGACGCAAAACCCUCCUGCUCCUCAACGAUCGAGAGUCCUACAAAGUCAGCGACGCCGCCAGUCUAAAGUCCCUAGUGGCAAAGGUUAACAGAAUUCUGGCUCGACUAAAAAAGGACAAGGUCAUCACCGUCAAAGACUGGUAUAUGGCAAAGCCCGCAGAAACCGCUAUGGCGAGAGUCUAUGGUCUCCCAAAAGUACACAAGCCAGAUGUUCCCCUCCGUCCUGUCGUCUCGCUCCGAGGCACACCCACAUACGGGCUUGCAAGCUGGCUAUUUCAGAAGCUAAGAUUCCUAACUGCAGGCUCACAAACAACGGUGCACUCAGCGGAACAAUUCCUUGACAAAAUAGGGGCAGUCACGAUCGAAGGAUGGUGUCUUUUGACGUUGUCUCACUCUUCACGUCCAUACCACAGGCCCUUGCGGUGGAAACGCUCAGUGACCUGCUACGUCAAAAUUAUGACGGGGGCGAUGGCCAGCCCACAGCUCAGGAUCUCAUAGAACUCAUGGGGCACUGUCUCAAGACAUUCUUUACCUUCGAAGGGACCACAUACGAGCAGAUCAAGGGCACUCCAAUGGGUUCACCAAUCUCCGGACUCAUUGCCGAGGCGGUUCUACAAAAACUCGAGAGACGACUAUUCGAGGAGUACAAACCCAAGUUUUGGGCACGCUACGUUGAUGACACCUUCGUGAUCAUAGACCAGGAUAAAAUCAACUACUAUGCGGAAGUACUGAACUCAAUCAUGCCCGAUCUACAGUUAACGAUGGAAGAGGAAGUCGAGGACAAACUUCCAUUCUCGGAUGUUCUCGUCUGCCGCCAACCAAAUGGCGAACUAGCGACGUCGGUCUACAGAAAACCGACGAACACGCUGCAAAUUCUCAGCUACAACAGCAACCACCCGCCACAACACAAACUAAGCUGUGUCCGCACGCUGUACCGACGGGUGGAAACUCAUUGCAGCACGCCAGCCGCCAAACUGAAUGAGAUAAAGCUCCUCCGAGAACUUUUCAGAGCCAAUGGCUAUCCGCGGGCAUUCAUUGAACGAAGCCGGAGGCAGCCAAAGAAACGGGACGAGGAGCAUAGUCAGCCAAACUCGUGGCGGAGCAUUCCGUACAUUAAAGGGGUCUCCGAAGUCGUGGCUCGAUCACUCGCGCCACUCGGAAUAGGUGUUGCCCACAGGCCUGACUCAACAAUCCGCCGGCAAGUGAUGCGGCCGAAAGAUCCGAUCCCUAAGCAGGAGAUGUCGGCCGUUGUCUACCGACUUCAACACAGCUGCGGAAGUUGCAACUACGUUGGGGAAACCGGCCGACGGCUGCAAACGCGAAUGCACGAGCAUAAGUUGGCCGUGCAAAGGUUGGACCCAAAGUCGGAGGUAGCAACCCAUGCCGCGCAAAUGGGACACAUCUUCAACUUUGACGCCGUUGAGACUGUGGGCCGGGGCAGCGAUCACACAGCAAGGCAAGUGCAAGAAGCCUGGAUGUCCACUGACCGCUCUGUCAACCGCCACAUCAAUUUGCCUCCCCCUUAUCUGACUUUACGAACCUUCUUAACGGGGGACAGUCACGGCGCGAGACAAUCGGGGCCGUCCGUCAUCACCGCGGCCGACGGGGGCAAUUCAGGUCACGGUGACAUGCGGGUGGGAUGCAGCCACACAGGCGGCAUUGGCGGAUCACACAUUGGACAAAGGGCGCCAUAA
Messenger RNA from Spirometra erinaceieuropaei, 2060 nucleotides. NCBI's taxonomy places the organism in Eukaryota, Metazoa, Platyhelminthes, Cestoda, Diphyllobothriidea, Diphyllobothriidae. The record is from the annotation of a GenBank genome assembly.